Messenger RNA from Vanessa tameamea, 5362 nucleotides. RefSeq names its product dachs (gene dachs). Gene Ontology annotation, biological process: vesicle transport along actin filament; actin filament organization. The record is from RefSeq and is a predicted model, not a curated record. The coding region runs from base 445 to 3795 and encodes 1116 amino acids. Lineage: Eukaryota; Metazoa; Arthropoda; Insecta; Lepidoptera; Nymphalidae. Gene Ontology annotation, cellular component: cytoplasm; myosin complex; actin cytoskeleton. Gene Ontology annotation, molecular function: actin filament binding; cytoskeletal motor activity; ATP binding. The transcript has 16 exons.
GAACACAUCCUCGUUCAAAUAUAAACAUCCUUGUUAGAUUCCAUGCGCGCCCUGUGAACCUAACUUAAGGUGUAGUUCAUUUCAAAUGUUGCAUAUUAUAAGUGCUGUAUAAGAGUGGCUAAAAAGAGUAAUUAACUCACACUUUUUGUAAUUUGAAUGCCAUUUAUAUAUUUAUCGACCUCAGUACUCCCCAUCAUGUGAUAAUCGACAUAAUCUUUCGUUUAAAUUAAUUCACUCGACGCUAUAUCGGGUCCUAAACAGCGAGCAAGUCACUAAUUGUGAUUGAGGUUUAUACACGUGCUACUCUGUGGGAGUCAACAAUAGAUAUCUUGCGCAACAUUAUAAGGGAAUACCCCGUCGACAGUGAGGAACUGAGCAAGGCGCAAGGCUGUCUCCGGUCGCAGUGCGGUGGAGGUGGUGCAGACGGGCCGCCAUGCAUGCGGCAUGUUGCUGCCGGACCAGACGUACGAGGGUGCCUCGGCCACCACCCCCUCCUCCGCCCCCACCGCCUCCCCCACAUUGGCACCGCUGGCCGCGCUGCUGCGUUCGCAUCACGUACGCCCAGACUUCUUCUGCACAUACCGGUCUCGACAGAUUCACACACAUAGACAGACGUCGGUGGGUCAAGAGAAGAAAGAAGAGACGCUGGAGGAGCCCGGUGAGCGGCGUCAGACAGUGCACCGACCGCGUCGCGUGCGCUCUCAACGCCUCGCAGACGCAUCUUCGUCGAACGAAGCGGUGCACCUCCAGCGGCGGCUGCUAAGCCUCAGCUCGGAGCUGGUCACCCUCCGCAAUCAUCUACACGUUGGCGGAGCGAGCGGUGGCGGAGCGGGCGCCGCUGGAGCUGCCGGCACCGCCGCCAGCGGUACUUCGUCCAGCGGCUCGCAGCCCGCAGUGCCCCCUCGCGCUCCAUUGUUACUUCCACCACCGGCACCUGCGCCACCAUUGCAGCCUCACCACCCUCCGCCGCCUCCACCAGAGGCGAGAUGGCGGGCGGGCAGCGGAAGCGGGACCGCCACGGCGAGCGCAUGCGCGGGCGCGGGCGUCGGAGCGGGCGCGGGGACCGACGUGGACGACCUCAUCCACCUGCGCGGCCCGCUCACCGAGGACGCCGUAGUGCGAGCACUUCAGGCGCGAUUCUAUCAAAAUAAAUUCUACACGUCCGUGGGGCCGAUACUCAUCGCGAUGAACGCGUACACGGACGCCGGCAACGCGCUGACGCCGGGCGCGGCGCGCGCGCAGCGGCCCGAGCUGGCGCGCCUCGUGCACGACGCCGUGCGCCACCAGGCCGACACCGGCUGCCCGCAGGCCAUCAUACUGUCAGGUGUAUCGGGUUCGGGUAAGACGUACGCGUCGAUGGUGCUGCUUCGGAGACUAUUCGACGUGGCGGGCGGCGGGCCGGAGACCGACGCCUUCAAGCAUCUGGCGGCCGCCUUCACCGUCCUCCGCUCGCUCGGCACCGCCGCCACACACGCUAACUCGCAUUCCAGUAGGAUCGGACAUUUCAUCGAGGUGCAGGUGACGGACGGCGCCCUGUACCGCACCAAGAUUCACUGCUACUUCCUGGACCAGACGCGCGUGGUGCGGCCGCCGGCGGGCGAGCGCAACUAUCACAUCUUCUACCAGAUGCUGGCCGGCCUCACGACCGACGAGCGCUCGCAGCUACAUCUCGAUGGCUACACGGCGAACGACCUGCGUUAUUUGGCCUCUUCUCACCCACGACGACCCGAAGCCGAAGACGGGGCUCGGUUUCAUGCGUGGAAGAGCUGUCUCGGAGUCCUCGGUAUACCAUUUCUGGACGUACUGAGGGUGCUGGCCGCGGUGCUGCUGCUCGGCAACGUCCACUUCACUGACAACGCAGAGGGAACGGCGGAACCGAACGGAGAGGCGGAGUUGGUGGCGGCCGGCUCGCUGCUGGGCGUGGGCGCGGCGGCGCUGAUGCGCGGGCUGGGCACGCGCUGCGCGCCGCGCGCCGCCCGCGGGCAGGCGCGCGCGCCCGCCAGCGCCGCCGCCGCCGCCGCCGCGCGCGACGCGCUCGCCAAGGCGCUCUACUGCCGCACCGUCGCCACCAUCGUGCGCCGCGCCAACUCGCUCAAGCGCCUCGGCUCCACGCUGGGCACCUUGUCGUCGGACUCCAACGAAUCCGUGCACCAGGACGCGGCGUCGCGACGCGCCUCGACGGCCGGCGGCGGCGCGCGCGGCCGUGCGGGCGCUCGCUCGAUGGCGGCGCUCAACGACGCCGUGCGUCACGCCACCGACGGCUUCGUCGGCAUCCUCGAUAUGUUCGGCUUCGAGGACGCCGGCCCGAGUCGGCUCGAACAUCUCUGCGCUAAUCUUUGCGCCGAAACGAUGCAACACUUCUACAAUACCCACGUUUUCAAGUCUUCGGCGGAGUCCUGUCGAGAGGAAGGAGUGACCGGUGCGCUGGAAGUGGAGUACGUGGACAACGUGCCUUGCAUCGACCUGGUGUCGUCGCUGCGCACGGGGCUGCUGGCCGCACUCGACGUGGAGUGCGCCGCGCGCAACACGGCCGAGCAAUACGUCUCUCGCAUUAAAUCCGCUCAUAGAGGUCAUCCGAGAUUGGCGGAACCGAGACCGCCGCACCCUCGGCGCUUUGCUGUCAGACACUACGCGGGCGAGGUGACCUACGACGCUAGCGAUUUUCUGGAUGCGAAUCGCGACGCGGUACCCGACGAGUUGUUGGCCGCUUUCGAUACGAGGACUUGCGAGUUCGGUUUUGCAACACACCUCUUCGGUGCCGAACUCAAGGCGCUGGCGGCGGCGGGCGGGCCGGCGGGCGCGCAGUUCCGCGCGUCCCCCACGGCGGGCGGCGCGGCAGUGGCGGCGGGCGCGCUGGGCGCCGCGCCCCCCGCGCCCUGCUCGCCCGCCGCGCCCCCCUCCACGCUCACGCAGGACUUCCACACGCGCCUCGACAACCUGCUGCGCACACUCGUCCAUGCGCGUCCGCACUUUGUGCGCUGUCUGCGAGCCAACUCGACGGAGACCCCCAUGCAUUUCGAUCGCCUCACGGUCGCACGACAGGUUCGCGCUUUGCAAAUUCUGGAAACCGUCCAACUCAUGGCCAGCGGAUACCCGCAUCGCAUGCGGUUUCGCGCGUUCAGCGGCCGCUACCGCGCGCUGUGGCGACGCAGCGCCAGCGGGGCGGACCGCGAGUCCGGCGCGGGCUGCGCUCGCGUGCUGCGCUCCGUGGCCGCCGCCGCCGCGCCCCCCGCGCCCGCCUCGCCCGCCGCUGUGCGCUGGGCGCUCGGCAAACGACACGUAUUUCUCAGCGAGGGAAUGCGACAGGUUUUGGAGCGUAUGAGGCGCGCUCGCCGGCAGGCGGCCGCAGAGCGCAUCCAAGCGGCGUGGCGGGCGCAGCGCGCGCGAGCGGCGCGCGGCGCCCGCCCUGCUCCUCCCGCGCGGCGCCGCCCCGCGCCCAUCGCCGGCACUCCGCCGCCCGACCCCGCCGACAAGUGCGAUCCCCAACUCGUCAAACGGACCUGCUCGCUCUUCGGCCUCGACUUGGAGCGGCCGCCGCCGCUGCCGCCGUCGCGCGCGUACACGGUGGCGAACGGCGUGAAGCUGGGCUACCCGCAGCAGCGCACCGUGGCGGCGGACUGGGACGAGGCCGGCGUGCGGCUGCGCGUGGGCGACUGCGUGCUGGCGCUGGGCGCGGCGCGGCGCGGGCACGUGUCGGUGCAGGCGGGCGGGCGCACGGUGCCCGUGCCGCACGCCGUGCUGGGCCCGCCCCGCGCGCCGCGCCCCGCGCCGCCGCCGCCGCCCGCGCCCGCCUGAGCCGCCGGCCCGGCGCCGUAGAAUUGUGCCAAAUGGAAAAGCAUCGUCGGAGGCGGUCGGCCGGCGGCGAGGACGGAGCCCUCUGUGCGUAGGUGUACAUAGUAGUUAGGUAUUUAUGGGGUCAGGAGCUCGCCGCGUCCGCGCGUAGGGAGCAGUAUUACUUCGUAUUAGCUUAGACGUAAGAGAAUCGAUCCGCUCUGCCGUUACCGUCGACCGCCUCUCUGCUGUGACGUUUCCUCUGUGAUGUUAAAAUGGACGGACGUUUUAAUUCCGAGCACGUUUCUGUAAAUACUGCAAGUACCGAUUUUUCCGCCUCUGAAAUUCAUUUCUCGAUAGAACUACACGAUCGACGACGACUUGUCUUCCAUAUUAUUUACUUAUGUAUUCCAUAUGUUUUACGGGACGUGUUACUGCUUACGAUGAAAUUAUUUCUGUUACCAUUUUAUGCAUAUCGACCAGUGUUUUAAUUUGUACUCCGAAUUCAAUUGAAAUAAGUUGUAUUUGAAUGUCUCAUAACAUUUGCAUUUUCACAAUUUGGAUAUUUAAGAGCUCAUUGACGAGAUGGCGCCAGGGAUAGAAACGUGAACCUAAACUGGGCGUUGUGAGUUCUGGACUAUCUGUGUGCUUGUAUUUAUAAUUAUCAAACUCGACAGUAAAAAACAUCAAGAAAACGCCGCAAAUAUGUUGGAACAAAUGUUGACUCAUGUCCACAGAGCUUUCGCCCAGAUGAGGGGAAUGUCGGGACAUAACUAUGAGUAUUUUUAAGAGCUUCUUAACUGAGACAAAGAUACAAUGUAUUGACUAUAAUCGAAGUGUAUUACCCUGAAGACAUAAUUUAAUGAUAUCGUUGUGGAGAUAACAGACUAUUUUAUGAAUUAGGUUCGGUUAAGAUUUAUUUUAAUCAAGGUAUAUGUAUUUUGUGGCCGACGCUCGUGGGUGUGGGUCGAGUGGGAGACGCCUCGGCGAAGGAAUGCUGCAUUCCGAUGGCAGGAGAAGUAACGGUGGCUAAACCUUUGAUUACAUAUUGCGUGCGAUGUCUGCUGUGCAGCGCACUGCCAUCUCUUGCUGAUGAAUAUCCAUCACUAUUUUUAUUUAUAUCCACACUAUUCUACUUAAAUCCACUCUAAUUUUACGACAUUCAAAAUCUGAUUGUUACACGAAUCCUUAAUUAGUACAAUAGAUUAUAUAAUAAUGUCAUGUCAAUUCAAGGUCAACUUUUAUUAUCUUUACAUCUCUUGCCGUUAGAAUCGACUACACAUGCUCAAAAUGCUCAGUACAAGUUUAUUCUAUUGUUUUUUUCUAGUUUGUAUUGUUAUAUCGACAUUUUAAUAAACAGCAGGUCAACGUACUGACACGUCUACUAACUUGUUGAUAUUUCAGUAUCGAAUCAAUCAAAUGAGCUGUAAUAAAAUCGAUCGUGCGAUUGUCAUAAAUGUUCUUUGAUCUAACUCGGUCGGCUCGCGUCUCCUACGAACUUGCCAAUAUGAGUCUGAUACCUUUAUGUAUUCGAGAUCGAUAUUGAAUAGAUAUGUUAAUGUAAGAUGAGAAAUAAACAAAUGCAUUAAAA